AAAACAACAAAACAAAGUACAGUAGUGUAAGUAGCCGAAAGAGCAGCGGUAACAGAGUAGCGUCCUCCCUCAUCCCGUCCUUCUCGCUCUCAGCGACUCCAGGAAGUCUGAGGUUCCAGGGUCGGCCAUGGCGCUGGAACCUAACCCCGACCCUGGGUUCGGCCUUAGGUUCCAGCAGGACGUUGUAUCUUUUUCAUUGAGCUCCACACGUUUUUCAACCGAGUUAAUUUUCUUUUUGAUAUCUUUAAUUUUUUCUAGCCAGUGGCGGAAAAAGUGACUAUGCAGUGUAUGCAACGCAUCGGGGCGCUGCACUAGAGGGGGCCGCAAAAACAUGUGGGGAUUUUUUUUCUAGUCAGCAUUUUAUGUACUUAACAGCUGUUUGUGUAUGAAAUGAUCAACUACAACCCUCACUAUUCUUUCUAAAUCCAUCGUUGCCAGGUUCUGAUUUAAGUCGCAUUUAUCAUCCAAAGUUCAGUUCCAAACUUUUGUGGCUUCUUCACCUGAGAACGAACUGCAUAUAAACCGGCUCCACCUGCUCACUGCGCUGGUGAUGCGAAUGAUGCGAACCCAACCAGUGACGUCAGACCAGACACCGGAAGUGACCUUGUUUGCAAGCGCAACCUUCAAACCAGCCUUCCUGGACCCAAAGGUUGAGUUUCUGGUCCAAAACUAAACUCCGGAUCAGUACAACAAGGACGCUGCUGCAGGGGUUCGGAUCAGCUGAUCCACCGGAACCAUGAAGCUACUGGGCCGAACCGGAACCGCCUUGUUGGUCGGAGCGGGACUCGGAGCCGCAGUGAGCCACCGGCUGAGCUACAGAAGCCGAGUUGAGGAGGAGCAACAAGCCGGUCUAUUGGGGUGGGUUCCGGUCCUCCCGGUACCGGAGAAUUUGACCGUCCGGGCAUCCGAACUCGCCGUGAGUCCAGGUAACUCUGGAGCUGUGAUGAAGUAUGGCUUCCCCUCACUGGCCAACGUCCGGUCCAGAGAGUCCUAUGUCACGUCAUACGAUCCUCGCACACGCACGGCAUCCUGGGUAAUUGAGAGGCUAAACCCCGCCUCCCUGACAGGUCCGUCAGACAGGAAGCGCUGUGAGUUCAAAGAGGACGACAGCGUCCACGUCUUCCACAGAGCCACGAACGCAGACUACAGGGGGAGUGGCUUCGACAGGGGUCACCUGGCGGCUGCAGCCAAUCACAAGUGGAGUCAAAAGGCCAUGGAGGACACCUUCUACUUGAGCAAUGUGGCUCCACAGAACCCUCACCUGAACCAGAACACCUGGAACAACCUGGAGAAGCUCUGCCGCUCUCUGACCAAACACUACCUCAACAUCUACGUGUGCACUGGCCCGCUCUACCUGCCCAGGCAGGAAGACGAUGGGAAGCUCUACGUCAGGUACCAGGUGAUUGGACGGAACCACGUUGCCGUGCCGACUCACUUCUUCAAGGUGCUGAUUCUGGAGCAGGCGAACGGCCGGGGGGUGGAGCUUCGCUCCUACGUCUUUCCCAACCAGCCGGUGGACGACAAGCUUCCUCUGGAGCGUUUCCUGGUUUCCAUAGAAACCAUCGAGCGAGCGUCGGGACUGCUGUUCGUCCCGAACAUCAUGAAGCGGACGAGCAGCCUGCAGGCCAUCAGCGACAAGUGAACUACCGCUCCCACAAUGCCCUGCUGCAGGCUGUGGGGUCGCCAUGGGGACACAUCGUCAUUUCCUGCAGUUUUCAUGCUUUUCAUUAAAGGCAGCUGAUCUGAA
Molecule: messenger RNA, 1747 nt
Organism: Xiphophorus couchianus (Monterrey platyfish)
Lineage: Eukaryota; Metazoa; Chordata; Actinopteri; Cyprinodontiformes; Poeciliidae
Gene: endog
Product: endonuclease G
Exons: 6
Coding region: 737-1642 (301 amino acids)
Biological process (GO): apoptotic DNA fragmentation
Cellular component (GO): nucleus; mitochondrial inner membrane
Molecular function (GO): single-stranded DNA endonuclease activity; nucleic acid binding; metal ion binding
Source: RefSeq, a predicted model, not a curated record